Messenger RNA from Mizuhopecten yessoensis (Yesso scallop), 1402 nucleotides. RefSeq names its product RNA exonuclease 4-like. Lineage: Eukaryota; Metazoa; Mollusca; Bivalvia; Pectinida; Pectinidae. Gene Ontology annotation, molecular function: 3'-5' exonuclease activity; nucleic acid binding. The transcript is spliced from 8 exons. The record is from RefSeq and is a predicted model, not a curated record. Gene Ontology annotation, cellular component: nucleus. Gene Ontology annotation, biological process: rRNA processing. Bases 157 to 1374 code for a protein of 405 amino acids.
CGGUACGGAGUUAUGUGGUCCCCAGUGAUUUAUUUCUCUGUUGAGUGAAGAACACUGACGUGCUAUAAUUUAACCAUGUUGCAGUGAAAUAAGAUUGGUUCUUACUAGAAUGAUGAUGACAAAAUUUUCAGAAAGAAAACACGUGGAUUUAUUGAUAUGGAAAACCCCAAAAAUAUGAAGAGGAAAAGAGAGGCUGGGAGAAACCAAAGUGAUGUGAAGGUCCACAGUGACAGGAAAAAAAAACAUGUACAUGAUUCAAAUGCAACAAAAACAUUGAAAGAAAAUAAUCACGCAGAAUUGGAUUCAAAAUCAGACACUGCUUCCAAAAAACUGAAACUGAAACUUCAUAAUGAAAAUAAUAUCGAGUCAAAGACAGACACAAGCGCAAAAAGAAAAAGAGACAGAAGGAAAAGAAAUACAAAAGUUUUGAAGAAAAAACGAAGAGAGAUGGACAAUUUGAAAAGUGAAGGAAAUGUGACAGAAAAAGGAAAAGUUCAUGUAAAGACAGACAGUAUUCAUCUUAAAACAGAGGAAAAGCCUGUUCAAAUUCCAAGGCGACCAGAAGACUUUUCUUCUAACUGGGAAAAAUUGAAGCAGAAACUUUUUCUGCCACCAUCAAAAUCAAAAAAGCAUGCCUCAAAGAAAAAAGUGGAAAAUGUUGAACCAGAAAAGCCACCAGAUAUCUGGUUUGAUGAUGUUGACGAAUCACUACUGGAUAUUCAGCCAAAGCAACCUGUUGGGAAGAGGAAAAAAAAUGACAAAAAAUCUUUGGUGAAGGAGGGCACUUCCUCUGGUUUGACCAAGGCUGUGGCUAUGGAUUGUGAGUUUGUCGGAGUUGGCUCUAACAGCAGGCAGGACAUGCUGGCCAGAGUUUCACUGGUCAACCAAUUUGGCCACUGUAUCUAUGACACGUUUGUUAAGCCUCAAGAGGAAGUGACCGACUAUAGGACGUGGGUGAGCGGUGUGCGGGAGAAGGACAUGCUUAAUGGUGUUGAGUUUUCGGUGGCUUGUAAAAAGGCUGCUGAGAUGAUCAAGGGAAGAAUAUUGGUGGGUCAUGCAAUAAAGAAUGAUUUAAAGGUGCUGUAUCUGAGUCACCCUAGGAAGCUGGUCCGUGACACAUCUAAGUAUAAACCUUUUAGAGCAAUGUUUAAUGGCAAGACCCCGUCCCUGAAGAAGCUGACGGCCAAAGUUCUAGAUGUGGCGGUACAGGAAGGAGAACAUAGCUCGAUCCAGGAUGCACAGGCCACCAUGAGACUUUACACUAUGUACAAACAGAAGUGGGAAAAGGACUUGGCACUCCAAAACCCGAGGAAACUGAAACAUCUGAAAAAAAUGAAAGAUUUACAAAAUGAACCAUUGGAUGGAAAAUCCUGAUAAGUCAAUAAAAACCUAUUAAAAAUGA